GAUUACUUAUGGCCAGUGCUGAUUUACAAGCAAGAGUCUCUUGACAAUGAAGCCCUGCUCGCUCUACGUGCCAACAGGGACACAGUGUCAAAAACAGAUAGUACUGGAGAUCUACUUGUCCGGGUCAAAUAUGUUUAUGACAAGAAACCUUUGGUGGAGCAAAAACGCCUGGAGAAACCGCGUUUUCUUGUACCAUGGGUCCUGCAAGCAUUUGGUCAUUAUCUCCAGCAUCCAGCACGGUUUCUCAAUAUCCUUCGAAGCCCUCUGUGCGAUACAAUGGUUUCCUACGCGCGGACCCGGUAUGGCGCUAAACAUUUUACAAUCACUUGGGGUGCAACUGUUGUUCUGGGCGGGUUUGGGUUUAUUUGGCAUGAGCUCCUCACCGAUUUCGGUAACCAGAUCACGUCAACUUUUGGAAACUUUGCUCACAACAUACCUUGCUAUGAUUUAAGUCUUAUCAUGGAUAUUAAAGACCGUUCCUCGGAUACUCUGGCACGUCUUUUUUUCCCAACCUCCGAUGACUACAAGUCAGGUCGUCUUAAAUCGAAACCAUACACUCUUCCAUAUUCAUUUGUAACUGGAGAUCCCGAGUUUCCAGCUCUUGACCCCCCUUAUGGCAAAUUUUCAACACGCCGCCCUGAGUUCUUGACCUGUCUUGAUCGUGACUCUUAUGUUGAGGCUUACAAAAUCCUUCUUUCUAGUAAAAGUACACAAUUUGAUUCUUGGAAGUAUUGGGGAUUCCUUGCCAGCACUGUUAUGCCUGUUACUGCUGCAAUUUUGAAGCAUAUUUUGGUAUGGUAUGACCAGACAUGGGUGUUUCCUGAAAAAGCUCAAGAUAUUCGCAAGGGUUUCCGCUGGGAUAAGGAAUUUGAAAGGACAGUGCUCCGCGGUAAUCAUCUGAUUGAAGGCGGCAAACGUGGUUAUAAGGAUGAUACCAAUCUCCUUCAGCUUGCUCAGGAAAUGAUUCGCAAGAUCUGGGACCGUGUUGAUUCUGACCCUAUUUGGAAAGACAACUUGGUCAGAAAAGAGGUCAUGGAAAACCCUAUCCUUGCUAUAGGUUCUAAUGGUGCCAACUUUGAAGCCUAUGCAGAACGCUUUCUCUAUACCCAUUGGGCAGAUCUAUUAAGGGAAUGCUUGAAGGUCUCCGGACCUGCGCUCUCUGGGCAGAUGGCAAAAUACAAUAACCCUGAUAUCCUAAGCGACUCAUUCCAAUCUCCAAAUACCUUUGGCUAUCUGGCCGCUCGAAUCAACUGGAAAGACAACCUCGAUGUUCGACAGUUCCCUGUCCUAAAGGAAUCACGGACCCGCGAAAUUUUUACAAAUGAGGUCAGUGUUCUCGCAGCAAUGGUUUGUUACCGGCAGAUCAAAUCCGCUAUGGUUCGAACUUUGGUGGCUGGUUUUCCAAACCUGAAAACCCGGAGAGGGCGGAAAGCAGCCAAAGACCAGGGCCUGGUUGAAAACUAUGUGAGUAAGAAAUCUAACUAAGUUGGAUUCUUUGCUAAUCUAUCAGGAUGAAUACAUUCGCUACAAGGACAAGCUUACUGAGUACGCCGACUACUUGAUAAAGAACGGCUGGGAGCCUGAGCUCAAUAAUGCUAAUGAACCGCCUGGCGCACAUUCCGUGCUACUUAAAGAGGUACACGACCCUCUUAGUGCUCCUCCCAAUCAACCAGGUUUUAUGGAGUAUGUACCUUGCCAACCUGGACAGAAACCCUCUGCUAAGAUGAGCACCUUUCUUUCUGGCAUUGUGUUGGAUGUUCCCAAAGGAUCUGAACCCGAGGUAGACGGGGAAAAGGAAGAGGAAGAUAAUGAGGAUACAGAGGCCACAUCCAGUGACUUGGCCAGCAUUUCGGACAAUGAUAGUAGUAGCCAAUUUGAAUCUCCGCCCGCUGAAACGCCAGUGGCAGGCCGUGGCCGUGGACGUGGAGGACGUGGUAAUGCUCGAGGUGGUACAAAUGGUAAGGGAGUUCAGCAAGGUCAAAGUGAAUGUCGUAGGGGGGGUCGAAAUGGAAACAUUAACAAUGUAACUGCAUCUGUGCGCCCCUUUAGUUAGAUUUAAUUUACAAGAUAGCUGAUGCAGGA
This is a messenger RNA of Aspergillus alliaceus, 2082 nucleotides long. RefSeq lists its product as uncharacterized. The annotation marks the transcript as partial. NCBI's taxonomy places the organism in Eukaryota, Fungi, Ascomycota, Eurotiomycetes, Eurotiales, Aspergillaceae. The transcript is spliced from 5 exons. The record is from RefSeq and is a predicted model, not a curated record.